Messenger RNA from Orbicella faveolata, 2600 nucleotides. Its product is annotated as clavesin-2-like. The record is from RefSeq and is a predicted model, not a curated record. Gene Ontology annotation, cellular component: membrane. Gene Ontology annotation, molecular function: phosphatidylinositol bisphosphate binding. NCBI's taxonomy places the organism in Eukaryota, Metazoa, Cnidaria, Anthozoa, Scleractinia, Merulinidae.
GAAAGAACCUUUGGAGGCGUUGCUAAGGCUUACUGCUCGUUUGACUAACCAAGCACGAAAAAAUUUUGCAUCAAUCAACUAACAAUGAAUAUACAUAAUUUAUUUUUGGAAAAGUGGUUGAUAUCAAACGAAUGCAAUCAAACAAAAAGACAGGACAAUAGAGGUAGAAGUCCAGAAGUUUCGGGUAGAUCUUCAGUAACCUAGCAGCCUGUUGGUUCUCUCUUUGUUCUGCUCUGAAAAUUUUAAAGUCUUGCUGUUUCAAUUUACACAAGUGCUAUUGAUCAGUGUAGCAGAAAAACAAAAGAGAUUCUUUACGAUUCCUCUGGGAAAACUAUGAACAUGUUUAGAAUCUAGCUGAUCACAAUGCAUGGUUAAUUUGGUUGAACUUGGCAAGGCUAUGUUGAUAUAUAUCGGACUGACUGACUGAUCACAUCACAACCAGAAGAGCGCGGUAUUUCUCAGGAGGUUAUAACCCCUCGUGUUUUUGCUGUGAAUAAGCGGCAUGGAUUACCCUAACAGUUGCCAAACUUCGGAACAAUUUACACAGCAGAUGGAAGGCACGCAAGACGACCACAAGGAAGGACUUCAAAAUCGACACGAAGACAAAAUUAUAGCAUUCCGCUCAAGAGUCAAUCAAACUAUGAAUAACAAUGAUUUUCUGCACCUUACACGGGGCGACGAGGACGAUUUUCUGUUGCUCUUCCUACGAGCGCGCAGAUAUAACGUGGAAGAAUCAUUCAAACUUCUAUGUAACUACAUCGAAUUCCGCACCAGAAAUGCCUCCGUUUGUCAAAACCUCUCAGCUUGGCAGCUUCAUCAUGUUAUAGAAGACGGUUUCCCGUGUGUUCUACCCUACGGCAAUCAGAAUGGUGCAAAGAUGCUUGUUAUUUUCGCUGGCAGCUGGGAUACCGACACUUAUGGCACUGAAGAAAUUUUGAAGGCUUUUAUUUUGAGCAUGGAACGCUUGAUUGAAAACGACGAUACUCAACUCAAUGGAAUUGUGAUUAUUGCUGAUUUUUCGGGCUGGACUGCUACUCAAGCAUCCCGUUUGUCCUUGUCUUUUAUUCGUCAAGUCUUCGCUAUGUUUCAGGAUCAUUACCCGGCACGAUUUGUCGGAUUCCAUUUCGUGAACGAACCGUGGUAUGUGAAAGCUGGUUUAACUUUACUGAAACCUUUCAUCCAAGAGAAGAUGUGGAAAAGGAUACAUGUGCAUGGUAACAACAUGACGACACUUCACGACCAUUGUCCUCAAGAUAUUCUCCCUGCGGAGUUUGGUGGAAAUAAACCAGCGGUGAACCGUGAAUACUGGGCGCGAGUAUUGCUGGAUUCCGAGAAAACGAAUGGGGGUCACGUGUACGGAGAGAACCCAUUUAAAUGGUCACUCAAUCAAGAGAUAGACGAGGAAGAAAUUCCGCACGUGAUAUCUGCGUGAUUAGUCGGAGAAAACCCACAUAAUGGCCACUCAAGCUGGACGUGAACCAAGCAAGAAAUGUCAGAAAUCCUGCACGUUAUAACAACGUGACCACAAAUUAAGCUAGCGCGUAGGUAAUUAGUGACGAAUGCAGAGGAAAUAGCGAUUCAUAUACAGCAUGCAAGGGGAGGGUCAGAACAGUUUUUACGUUAUUUUUGGAAGGGUCACUAACAAGGCGCGAAAUACUAUAUCGUAUGCAGUCUACGUCAAUUGACGAAAAAUAUAUCUAUGAAAACUUUGUUAAAAUAGCUUUGAUUGGCUUUAAAUCUUCUAUCGGGUAUCUUCAAAAAGACAUAUUGUACGGUAACUAAUCAACAAAUCCGACGGAUAUUUUGCGCAAUGUUUACAACACUUCUUAUUCAUGAAAACAUUUUCUAGUUCCAUGGGAUUGUGGGGGCAAUUUAUAAUGCGACAACCUCUAAGAUCGCUUUUUAUAUUAUUUAUAAUCGAAGAGCAGCCUAGUGAGUUUUUAAAAAUAUUCAAAUCUAAGAGUUGUAGAGUUAAAACAAAAUGUAAAACAGUUAAACUGUCUUUGCCACUGUUGUGUUGUAGGAAUGUAAUUUGGAGACUUUUUUCAGUUGUUAUGGGAAAUUUUACCGUUUUUAGCGUUUAAGGUUUCAGCAUUUUAUGUUUUAUUAACAGGGCGGCGCAAUCUUUUCAGUUCCAAUUCUUACCGUGUAUAAAUUAAAUAAAGGCUAUUUUAGCGUAUCACCAAAGGUAUGAAAGGAGCUAGAAAUCUUCCCUCUGCUAUCCAUUCCUCUUGCGGCUUUGCAAUUUAACUGCUAGCUAAGAAGGGUGUUUAGCUUUGAGAGUUUUCUUUGUUAUACAUUUUUAAUUUGUGAAUAAUUUUUUUUACAAUAAACUAGCUAGCGCAAUUGCAAUUAUAUCACAAGAAUUGGGAAGUGCUGUGAACGAGUGAAAUGUUAUUUUUCUUGGAUUGGUUCUCAACACUAUCAGCACACUAUUUGCAGAAUAUUUUGAUCAACAUUUUAUUGGUUAAUAUUGUAACGCACUUGAUUACUUCUCACUAUUUGGAUCAUUUGUUAAAGAAUUGCGAAGUUGAUUGCCAUGUAUAUAUAAUAUCGUUGAAUAGCAGCUAUAUGAGAAUAAAGUUAUCUUCUUCAGUAAA